UAGAGGUCCAGAAGUUCUAUGUUUUCCAAAACUUAAGCAAUAAGAAUAAUUGUCUGAAGUGGGACCCACAACACAGUAAUGGGCCCAAAAAAACUCAAUUGGGCCCUUUCAGUCCACAGACACACUUGCCAACAAAUAUACACAUGUCAGUAAUCCACAAAAAAAUACACCUUUUAUCCCUAUAUAAAACCCUUUGCCCUUUUUCCAGUGGGGUCAGCCCAAUUCAAAAAAAACCCUAACCGAAAAAAUAUCUCCAUUUUCCCCCCAAUUUUUUCCCAAUGGGUUCCGAAAUGGUCCUUAACCACCAAUUUCCGGUCUCCGGCACUCCCUCCGGCGGCGCGGCAAGCACCACUAUUAACUCGGAGCCGAACGACAGGAACGCCCUUGCGGUAGCGGUAAUUCCAAAAAAGAAGAAUUCACUAUCCUUGGCCAACACAAAGACAAAAGACAGACACACAAAGGUUAACGGAAGAGGGCGGCGCGUGAGAAUGCCAGCACUAUGCGCGGCGCGUGUUUUCCAACUCACGAAAGAAUUGGGUCAUCGGACCGAAGGCGAAACCAUCGAGUGGCUGCUACGCAAGGCGGAGCCGGCGAUAAUUGCUGCUACGGGAACAGGUACGGUUCCAGAGACUCAAGUAACUACUACUCCGUCAAUGAGUUUAUCGCAAUCGCAGUCAUCGGUUUUGGCUCCUUUAACUAUGGCUACUCCGGUAUCUGGUUCUGCAAAUUGUGGUAGUUAUUACAGUGGAUUUUACUCGCAGCAGCAGCCUAAUUGCCGGCUUGAUUUGGAAUAUUCCGGUAAUCCCUACCGGAAUAUGCCAUUCACGGCUUUGCUAUUGGAGCCGGUGAAUGCUGAUGAUGAAUGCGAGGAGAAAGUUGCCGGCGGAGAACAUGUUGUGGACUAAAUGUAUCAGUUUAUAGAAUUUGUAAGGGUCUUUUUUGGUAUAUUGAAAAAGUUUGGAAAGCCAACUUAAAUAGUUGUUAAUUGAAGGGGGUAAAAUGUGAAGUCUUGAUGGGAAAACUGUAGGUUUGUUUGACUAAAUGUGUCAAGUUUUAUACUUUGUUGGGGUUUUUAGUAGAAUAGUUGUUAAUUAAGGGAUAAAUUGGUUAAAUUUUGAUGGAGAAAGUUCAAACAAAAAUGGGAAACAGUUAGAUAUAUGGAUAAGUUUUAUGUGAGGGCAGUUUUUGUGGACUAAAUGUGUCAGUUUCAAGACCUUUGUAGGGAUUCUUUUUUGGUAUAUCAAAAAGAGAUGGAUCAAAAGAGGGUCCAACUUUUGGGGGAUGUGGUAAAAUAGUUAAUUAAGGGGUAAAAAUGGUAAGUUUUGAUAUAAUUAUAUGUAUAUUUGCAUUAGUAAGUGUUUUUGUAUAUGUAAAUUAUUUUCCAUGGAUAAGGAAGGAUGAUGUUCUAUUUCC
Molecule: messenger RNA, 1413 nt
Organism: Capsicum annuum
Lineage: Eukaryota; Viridiplantae; Streptophyta; Magnoliopsida; Solanales; Solanaceae
Product: transcription factor TCP11
Exons: 1
Coding region: 279-905 (208 amino acids)
Cellular component (GO): nucleus
Molecular function (GO): sequence-specific DNA binding; DNA-binding transcription factor activity
Source: RefSeq, a predicted model, not a curated record